GAUCCAUAGUCAAAGAAAUGUUAUGUCGAUUUACAAAAAAAUUAAAUGAUACGACUAGUAUUUAUUUUUUAAAUUAUUAUUGAUAGCUAAUUUAUUAUUUUAUAUUUAUUGAUAUUAAUUAGAGUAAAUUAUUUUUUAUGCAUAUUAUACUUUUUCUAUUGCUGUUUUGAAAUAUAAAAUUUAUAUUAUUUCACCAUGAGUUUGGAAUCUAUAAGAUACAAGCGAGGAAAUCUAGAAAUUCUAGACCAACUGUUGCUUCCAUUACAAACUCGCUAUGUUAAAGUGCAAGGCGUAGAAGAUGGAUGGAAAGUUAUCAAUAAAAUGCAGGUGAGAGGUGCUCCUGCAAUAGCAAUUGUAGGUUGCUUAUCACUUGCCAUUGAGUUAGAGAGGGAUAAUUGUUCUGAUAAGAAGAUCAUGAGGCAAGAGAUUGAAGGUAAGCUCAAUUACCUAGUGUCGGCGCGGCCAACUGCUGUCAAUAUAAAAUUGGCAGCAGAGGAGCUGAUAAAUUUAGCAAAUGUUCUAAGCGCCGAUGAAAAUGUUUCACCUAACGAAUUCAAAGAAAGAUUCAUUAACAGCAUAGAAAGCAUGCUGGCCAAAGACAUAGAUGAUAAUAAAGCUAUAGGCAGUUACGGUUGUGAAGCAAUAUUGAAGAAUUUGGAGGGCGAUGGUCAAGUUAGGAUAUUAACACAUUGUAACACUGGCUCCCUCGCCACUGCUGGGUAUGGUACUGCGCUAGGGGUUAUCAGAUCCUUACAUGCGUCUAAAAAGCUAGAACAUGUUUACUGCACCGAAACUCGACCAUACAAUCAGGGAGCGAGACUCACAGCAUAUGAACUUGUACACGAGAAGAUUCCAGCCACAUUAAUUGUAGAUAGCAUGGUGUCUGCUCUUAUGCACCUGAGAAAGAUCAGCGCCGUAGUCGUUGGUGCAGACAGGGUUGCAGCCAAUGGCGAUACAGCAAACAAAAUUGGAACGUAUCAAAUAGCCAUAGUGGCCAAAUACCAUGGAGUGCCUUUCUACGUAGCAGCACCUCUCACGUCUAUUGACAUGUCGCUUACCUCCGGCGAUAAGAUUAAGAUUGAAGAGCGGCCUGAUAGGGAGAUGACGCACAUUGGUGAACAUAGAAUUGCCGCACCAGGAAUAAGCUGCUGGAACCCAUCAUUUGAUGUAACUCCAGCCAGUUUGAUUACAGGUAUAAUCACGGAAAAGGGAGUGUUUCCACCUGAAAAGUUGAGUGAAUAUAUUCUAACGUAAUGUACCUGAUAAAGGAGUCUUAAUCAAUAUACCUAUCACCAAUGAUACUGUGUAUUAUAAAAUACAAUAGAACAUUUAGAUAUUGCUAUAAAUGUAUACGUUAAAGACCGACGGAGUGGUGAUGAGGCUAAUUCAUUAUAAUUUAGAUAAUGUGGCUAAAGUCAUUCAAUUAGCAAUUCAAUUUUCACUUUUCAUAGCUGAAAUUGAGGUAACAAACUACAACUCUAAAUGACGCAUAAUGGUACUUGAAGCCGUUCAUAUAAAGACACCGAGCUUUAGCGGGAAUUAUAAAGAAAUAGAUAAAAGAACAAAUGUGUAUUUACUAGUCUUCGUCGCCACUUCGUUUGUGUACUUUGAUCCUUAAGACCUGUGCAGAUGAAGGAUAUUUCGCCUGCAGAGUGCAAAAUAUUGCUUUGUGUUAAUUAUAUUAUGACGGAUAAAAUGUACGCCAAGCAUCCAUCGCCUGCGCAAGUUACUAAUAUAUCUUUGUACGCCUGUUAUUAACAUCUGUCACUUAUUAUUUAACUUUAUCUAUCACAAUAAUUAGGAGCAUUAAUAUAAACCAAUUUGAAUGGAAUAACGCAACACAUUCAUCAUAUUGUCUUCCAUUAACGAUUUAAAUAUGUUUAAUUAUAAUGCUAAAAUUGUAAUAAUAUUUUGCUUAAUAUACUAAGUUCAUAUAAGCACCAUUUCAUUUAGUGUCUCAUAAUUUCGACUUUGUCUGAUGUUCAAAUUUGAAACUGAAAAUCUUCCCAUAUAUAUAUAUAUAUAUAAAUGUCAACUACAGACUAAACUGUGCACUGUAACAGAAAUCGUUUCAAACAUCAUCCUAAGAAGGGCAUCGUAAGGUGAUAUUUACAUGUUAUUUUUAAGGAAGUCGUUCAAUAAUAUAUUUACUGUACAAGGUUAUAUUGUAUCUACAUUUUAUCGAGUACAUUAUUGAAAUGAUUAUCCUAAAUAAUUAGGCAUCUUGAAGUAAGAACAUAAUACUUUUUAAAAGGCCGGUAGCAUAGCUGCAAUGCCUCUGGUGUUGCGGAUGCUUAUGAGCGACGGUAGUUACUAUUAGGUGAGCCCGGGCUCGUUUGCCCUCCUGUGUUAUUGAAAAAAGGUGUUCUAUACAGGGUACAACAAAUAGAAACCCAGACUGAAACCUUACUGAAAUUUUGCUACAAUCUGAAUAACAAAUACAUGGUGUUUUUUUUUUUCUAUUAGCAUUAUAUAUUAAUGUCAUACAGUAGAAACUCGUUUUCGAGAUGACUCGUCGCUAAGUAUUCAAUCGAAAUCGAAAAAUAAAAAUAUGAAAAAGGUGAUUUCUCAAUUUCAUUAUUAUACAGUAACUAUAUUUUUUAUAUAAAACCAUUAAUGUUUGUAAUAUGUAAAACAUAUAAUUAUAGUUUUAUAAUUUCAGCAAUCGUGUAUAAUUAUGAAUUUGUAUACUACUACUAUAAAUGUUUUAUAGUAUCUAAAAUAUACCGAUUUUGGAAUCAUCCUCUAGUCAGUGAGUAUCUGCUAUAGCAGACAAUAAAGUGGAUUGAACAUAAUUAUCAUUGUUUUUAAUUUUUAAAGGUUCAAACAAAUUCAUCAGAGUUUAUAAUAAUUAUGUACAAAGCUUUAUUAAUAAUUUUAUAACAAGUAUAAGAAUAAAGAAACUGGGCAUAAAUUAUAUACUUUUUACUCUAUAUGUAAAAUGUACUAAUCUUCCUUUCAAGACUCCGCAGGGUUGUCGCAAAUUUAUUCGCAUUUAACAAUUUUACAGUGCUCUAAGUAUAUCUACGCGUGAGCGCGAUGCAUGCUCUCACUGUCAAGUCCUGACUGAUUUGGCUUAAGACAGAUCCGUUAACGUGCCAACCUUGUCAUUAUAAAAUUGUUAUAAAUAUAAUAAUACUAUAAGUACUUGUUUUUAUACAACAACGAAGUUCCAUUAUUUCAUAUUUAUAUAAUAAAUAACAAAGUAAGAAAUCUUUGUUAGAUUGUGUACCUGUUAAUUAUAUGAAUUAUGGAAUACUGAUAUAUUUAUUAACUCAAAAUUGUCAUAUAAGUGAGAGCAUAUUAACAAGUUUCAGCUUAAAUAAUGCGCUGUAUAAGAAUAUAGGUAUUAUUUAUAAUGUUCCUAUUUCUACAGUAAAUCUGUAAUUUAAUAUGUUAGUGCCUAAACAGUAACAUGUUCCACAAUUUGUUACCUAAUAAAAUAAAACAAAGUUA
Galleria mellonella (greater wax moth) is the source of this 3456-nucleotide messenger RNA. RefSeq names its product methylthioribose-1-phosphate isomerase. Bases 196 to 1254 code for a protein of 352 amino acids. Gene Ontology annotation, molecular function: S-methyl-5-thioribose-1-phosphate isomerase activity. The transcript has 8 exons. The record is from RefSeq and is a predicted model, not a curated record. Lineage: Eukaryota; Metazoa; Arthropoda; Insecta; Lepidoptera; Pyralidae.